Messenger RNA from Rhizophagus irregularis DAOM 181602=DAOM 197198, 526 nucleotides. Lineage: Eukaryota; Fungi; Glomeromycota; Glomeromycetes; Glomerales; Glomeraceae. The record is from RefSeq and is a predicted model, not a curated record.
UGGGAUGUUUCAAGAAACUAGUGGUCGCAAAGAAUUUGAUGCAUUGCCAUCACUCACACAAUACAUGCAAACAAUUGAAGAACGCUUACAAGAUGGAGUUCAUGCUGGUAUUGCUUGUAAUUAUUGUGGUAAGAGUGAAUGGAAAGGAGCAAGAUAUAAAUGUUCAGAGUGCCCUGAUUACGAUUUGUGCUUUGAAUGUAUCGCAAUUUCUAAUUUGCUUCAUAACGUGCAACAUCAUUUUCUGGUAUUUUUGAAUCCCUCAGAUUCAAAGGAAGAUUCAAAGGAAAUUCCAAAAGAUCUUUCUGCUGCCGAUAUUACCAUCUCCCCAAUACUUCCAACCAAGAAAGAAGAUUUGUUAACCUUGUUACGUGAAGAAGAGAAGCGAAGAUUUUCACCUAAAAUACAAAAACGGUAUUAUGAAGUUGGGAGCGAUCCUACAUUUGGCAAAGACUGGAUGGAUGUUACAGACCAAAUGCAACAUGAAUUAGUUAGAGAAUUUGGCUAUUCAGAUGAGGCAGUACAAUUA